GACCCCAGCACGGCACAUCAGUGCUUUCUCAGCUCAGCCCCAAAGUUCAGCCCAGGAAGCCAACACAUUCAUGUAGGCACGAGCAUUAGAGAAGAGGAAACAUACAUUUAAAUCCAAACAGGCUCAUCUUGAAGAAAACAUUGGUUUUCAAUGCAGCUAUGAAUUAAGAAAAGAAAUUUGAAUGCUUCUUCAGAAGAGAAAGCCUGGGAAGAAGAAAUACUUAGGAAGAGCAGGUAUGCAUGGAGCAUCAUCGAGAAAGCACUUUCCAAAACUGUAAUGCCCUAGGCAAAGAAGUGUCACCAUAGCUUCAGCAUUUCAUUUGGAGGUGCCUGAGGUCAUCCCUGUGUUCUUGCUGAGAAUCACCAGCUGCCAGCAAAUUCAGCAUGACAGAAGUAUUCUCACAAGCCACAACUGAAUACGUUUACGAUGAAGAUGCUUUCUCCUGCAACAAAACUGACAUCCAAGAGUUUGGGAAAAUAUUUCUGCCACUAUUUUACAUCGUCGUGUUUGCUCUUGGCCUCACGGGGAAUCUAAUGGUGGUUUUUGCCAUUGUGAAAGGCAAUAAAAAAAGCAUUACUGACAUCUAUCUCCUGAAUUUGGCUAUCUCUGACCUUCUCUUUGUGAUCUCCCUCCCGUUCUGGGCUUCCAACACGGUCCGUGGAUGGACCCUUGGGACUGUUGCAUGUACAGCUGUUUCCUCACUAUAUUACAUUGGUUUCUUUGGGGGAAUGUUCUUUAUCACUGUUAUCAGCAUUGACAGGUACUUGGCCAUUGUCCGGGCAACUUAUUCUCUGAGAUCCAGAACAGUAAGACAUGGCUUUCUGGUAAGCUGCGUUGUGUGGGCAAUAGCGGUUCUAGUGUCGGUGCCACAAUUUGUGUUCUCCCAGCUCAUAGAAAAUUACUGCAUUGCUGUCUUCCCAGAGAAGCUGGAGAACAUCUGGCCAGUGUUCUGCAAUAUGGAGCUGAACACCAUUGGCUUUCUCAUCCCAGUCUGUAUCAUAUUCUAUUGCUACUGUGGGAUCAUCAAAACUCUUCUGUCCUGCAAAAAUCAGAAAAAAGCCCGAGCCAUAAAACUGAUAUUGGUUGUGGUGGUGGUUUUUUUUCUGUUUUGGUCCCCCUACAAUGUACUGAUUUUUCUAGAUACUUUAAAUCACUAUGAGUUAUUCACAGAUUGCAACCAAAUUAAGUCAUUGGACUACGCAAUGCACCUGGCUGAAACCAUUGCAUUCAGUCACUGUUGUCUCAAUCCUUUUAUCUAUGCAUUUGCUGGGGAAAAAUUCAGGAAAUAUCUUUAUCAUGUCUGCUUGAAGUACUGUCCAUUCCUGUGUUUCUGUGGGCCCUGCAGUCACUACCAGGUCUCUCAUUCAGUUAGUUAUGCAGAAAGUGUGGUGAACAGCAACAUAACCCAGAACACCAGCGACCAGGACGGCUCUGUCUUCGUCUAAAAGGGUCUCAGAAGGAGAAAUGUAUCAAUACAUGUCUUCUGCAGGGAUAGCAGCCACUGAGGGGUUCCAUUUACCCAUAUGAAGAGCCUUAAAGGCUGCCCUGAGUUACUGACAUGCCUCUAGUUAACCAUCAAAUAUUCUAAAACAGCAAAGAUUUUAAAAACAAAAGCAAUACAAUAUGUUAGUGUUGGACAUGGAAUGGAAUCAAGA
Molecule: messenger RNA, 1655 nt
Organism: Camarhynchus parvulus
Lineage: Eukaryota; Metazoa; Chordata; Aves; Passeriformes; Thraupidae
Product: CX3C chemokine receptor 1-like
Exons: 5
Coding region: 384-1445 (353 amino acids)
Biological process (GO): immune response; chemotaxis; G protein-coupled receptor signaling pathway
Cellular component (GO): membrane
Molecular function (GO): chemokine receptor activity
Source: RefSeq, a predicted model, not a curated record